This is a messenger RNA of Alternaria rosae, 1032 nucleotides long. RefSeq lists its product as uncharacterized. The record is from RefSeq and is a predicted model, not a curated record. Lineage: Eukaryota; Fungi; Ascomycota; Dothideomycetes; Pleosporales; Pleosporaceae. The transcript is spliced from 4 exons. Bases 1 to 1032 code for a protein of 343 amino acids.
AUGGCACCCACCAUCCACAUCAUCGAUCCGGAUCCGGAUACGGUCAUAGUGCUCAAGAAUCCGUGUAAAAUAUUUGCGCCUUGGGAUCCAGAGGAGGAACGACGCAAUCCAACCAUGUCUGAAGUGCCAUACAGUGAUGAGCAUCCACAACCUUCCACAUCUCGACCUCAUCAGGAACCUGCACUUGUCGAGACUCCUGCAGACAGCAGCAUGUAUACCUUGGAUGAAGGGUCCACCGCGCUUACAGAGCCUUCCUCUGCUGUGCAGCGUACGCCAUCACCGGAUUUGCCGGAAGAGCCUGAAGAAGAGUCAAUCCAUUACCAUGUGUCAUCACGCCACCUGAUACUUGCGUCGGUCGCAUUCAAGCGGAUGCUAGCACAGAACGGGUUCGCCGAGUCUGUUCGUAACGAAGCCGAUGGCCUUUACCACAUAACGGCUCACGACUGGGAUGCCGAAGCUUUCCUGAUUGUUUUGCGAAUCGUUCAUGGUCGCAACAAGCAAGUUCCACGAGAAGUGUCCUUGGAAAUGCUUGCCAAAAUCGCUGUUCUGGAGGACUACUACAACUUCGAAGAGGCUCUCGAUGUUUUCACUGAGGUGUGGAUCCUGGAGCUUACAAAGAGACCUAUACCCCAAAUGCACUGUAGAGAUCUGGUAUUGUGGGUCUGGAUUGCAUGGGUUUUUGAUAUUGAACAGCAGUUCACGAAAGCCACGGCAACAUCCAUUAGGCAGAUUACUGAGUCCUUCAGGACGUUGGAUCUCCCUAUUCCUGCGAUAGUAUCAGAUGAAAUCGACGCAAGGCGUUACCUGGCAAUUGAGUCUCUCCUUGAGGGCCUCCAGGAGCGUCUUGAGAUGUAUCGUCGGACAGAUUAUACUUGCCUAUGCGAUUCUCACAUGUCUUUCCAGUGUGGCUCCUAUCUUCUUGGAAGUCUGAUGAAGGAAUUAUGUCGUCUGGGUCUGGAUCAGCCCCGACCUGAGAUCCCGUUCCGCGAUUUGAGCUUCAGCGCACUUUGCGGUCAGCCAUAUAUGAUCUAG